Molecule: messenger RNA, 527 nt
Organism: Balaenoptera acutorostrata (minke whale)
Lineage: Eukaryota; Metazoa; Chordata; Mammalia; Artiodactyla; Balaenopteridae
Product: protein transport protein Sec61 subunit beta
Exons: 1
Coding region: 23-313 (96 amino acids)
Biological process (GO): intracellular protein transport
Cellular component (GO): Sec61 translocon complex
Source: RefSeq, a predicted model, not a curated record
CUGCCACCUUCCCGUCUUCAGCAUGCCUGGUCCGACCCCCAGUGGCACUAACGUGGGCUCCUCAGGGCGCUCUCCCAGCAAAGCAGUGGCCGCCCGGGCGGCGGGAUCCACAGUCCGGCAGAGGAAAAAUGCCAGCUGCGGAACGAGGAGCGCAGGCCGCACGACCUCAGCAGGCACUGGGGGGAUGUGGCGAUUCUACACAGAAGAUUCACCGGGGCUCAAAGUUGGCCCUGUUCCAGUAUUGGUUAUGAGUCUUCUGUUCAUCACUUCUGUAUUUAUGUUGCACAUUUGGGGCAAGUACACUUGUUCAUAGAUUCGGCUACAUCCAUCUGUCUGUCAUGUGAAGAAGAAAGGAAAAAAACCCAACAUAUCUUGGACCAAAAGCAUAGUGAUUUUCUGUUCAUGAGAAAGAAAUUUUCUGUAAGCUUACUGUUUUACAGGGAACUUAAUGAAAACUGAUUUUAAGGAAUCAUUUUUUUCCUAUGGCUAAUAAACUUUUUAAUUCAUAAAAAAAAAAAAAAAAGAAA